Bipolaris maydis ATCC 48331 is the source of this 381-nucleotide messenger RNA. Lineage: Eukaryota; Fungi; Ascomycota; Dothideomycetes; Pleosporales; Pleosporaceae. The record is from RefSeq and is a predicted model, not a curated record.
AUGGGCAAUGGACUGCUCAAAGCCCCGUGUCUGAAACUCGGUCGUGCACCUGACUCGGCCCAUGUCGCGCCCACGAGCCCUGCGACAAAGGACAUGGCACACAAUCGACCUGGUCCGAGAUGCAGUCAGCAUGGCAAGUUGAAGAGAUCUCGGAUAUUGGUCAUGGAGUACGAGACAACGACGAUGCCAGUUGGUGGGCAAAAGACGACUUCAUUUGGUGACAUGCAAGACAUGUGGCUUGGAUCCAAAGGAGACGCCGUUUCGUGGUACCCUACCGACAAGGCGCAACCUACAACUAGGAAGCGCUUCCCCGGCCUCAGGUGGCAUGGCAUCUAUUUGGGACAGGCCUCCUUGUCCAAGCAAGCUGAGAUUCUGUUUUAA